This is a messenger RNA of Oncorhynchus tshawytscha (Chinook salmon), 2183 nucleotides long. Its product is annotated as 2-oxoglutarate dehydrogenase, mitochondrial-like. Lineage: Eukaryota; Metazoa; Chordata; Actinopteri; Salmoniformes; Salmonidae. Gene Ontology annotation, cellular component: mitochondrion; oxoglutarate dehydrogenase complex. Gene Ontology annotation, molecular function: thiamine pyrophosphate binding; oxoglutarate dehydrogenase (succinyl-transferring) activity. The record is from RefSeq and is a predicted model, not a curated record. Gene Ontology annotation, biological process: tricarboxylic acid cycle.
UUUCUCCUCCUUUCUUUCUUUCUUGCUUGCAGUCUUGGGAUGUUUUCUUUCGCAAUGCCAAUGCAGGUGCUCCCCCGGGCAUGGCCCACCAGAGCCCUCUGAGCCUGGCCGGUCUCCCUCAAGCCCAGUCUUUGGCAGGGGCUCAGCCCAACGUGGAGAAGCUGGUGGAGGAUCACCUGGCUGUCCAAUCCCUCAUUCGUGCCUACCAGAUCCGUGGGCACCAUGUUGCUCAGCUGGACCCUCUGGGGAUUAUGGAUGCCGAUCUGGACUCUCACGUCCCCAAUGACAUUAUAACGUCCUCGGAUAAACUCGGCUUUUAUGGACUGGACGAGUCGGAUUUGGACAAAGUGUUCCGCCUGCCUACCACCACCUUUAUCGGGGGCACUGAGACCGCCUUGCCCUUGAGGGAGAUAAUCCGCCGCCUGGAGAUGGCCUACUGCCAGCACAUCGGGGUUGAGUUCAUGUUCAUCAAUGACCUAGACCAGUGCCAGUGGAUACGGGAAAAGUUUGAGAAGCCCGGCGUCAUGCAGUUCACCCUGGAGGAGAAGAGGACCCUGCUGGCCCGCAUGGUUCGCUCCACCAGGUUCGAGGAGUUCCUCCAGAGGAAGUGGUCGUCAGAGAAGCGCUUCGGCCUGGAGGGCUGCGAGUCUCUGAUCCCCGCCCUCAAGACCAUCAUCGACAAGUCCAGCGAGAAGGGUGUGGAGAACGUCGUCAUGGGCAUGCCACACAGGGGUCGUCUGAACGUGCUGGCCAACGUCAUCCGCAAGGAGCUGGAGCAGAUAUUCUGCCAGUUUGACUCUAAGCUGGAGGCUGCUGAUGAGGGCUCUGGUGAUGUCAAGUACCACCUGGGGAUGUACCACAGGAGGAUCAACCGUGUGACGGACCGCAACAUCACUCUGUCCCUUAUGGCCAACCCCUCCCACCUGGAGGCUGUGGACCCCGUGGUGCAGGGCAAGACCAAGGCCGAGCAGUUCUACUGCGGAGACACCGAGGGACACAAGGUGAUGUCCAUCCUGAUGCACGGUGAUGCUGCCUUUGCCGGUCAGGGCGUUGUGUACGAGACCUUCCAUCUCAGCGACCUGCCGUCCUACUCCACCCACGGCACAGUGCAUGUGGUCGUCAACAACCAGAUUGGCUUCACCACUGACCCCCGUAUGGCGCGCUCCUCUCCGUACCCCACUGACGUGGCCCGGGUGGUCAAUGCUCCCAUCUUCCACGUGAAUGCUGACGACCCUGAGGCUGUGGUGUACGUGUGCAACGUGGCCGCCGAGUGGAGAGCCACCUUCCACAAGGACGUGGUGGUGGACCUGGUGUGCUACCGGCGGUUGGGACACAAUGAGAUGGACGAGCCCAUGUUCACUCAGCCCCUGAUGUACAAGCAGAUCAAGAAGCAGAAGGGAGUGAUGCAGAAGUAUGGCGAGAAACUUAUUGCAGAGGGGGUCGUCACGAGACAGGAGUACGAGGAGGAGAUUGCAAAGUAUGAUAAGAUCUGUGAGGAGGCACAUGUUCGCUCCAAGGAUGAGAAGAUCCUCCACAUCAAACACUGGCUGGACUCUCCUGGCCUGGUUUUUUUCAACCUGGAUGGCCAGCCCAAGAGUCUGACCUGCCCGUCCACUGGCCUGACUGAGGAGGAGCUGACCCACAUCGGUCAGGUGGCCUCCUCAGUGCCAGUCGAAGACUUCACCAUCCAUGGAGGUCUGAGCCGUAUCCUGAAGGCCCGAGGGGAGAUGAUCAAGAACCGCACGGUGGACUGGGCCCUGGGAGAAUACAUGGCCUUUGGCUCUCUGCUCAAAGAGGGCAUCCACGUUCGCCUCAGCGGCCAGGACGUGGAGAGGGGCACCUUCAGUCACCGACACCAUGUGCUGCACGACCAGAACGUGGACAAGAGAGUUUGCAUCCCCAUGAACCACGUGGCCCCCAACCAGGCCCCCUACACCGUCUGCAACAGCUCCCUGUCUGAGUACGGCGUGCUGGGUUUCGAGCUGGGCUUUGCCAUGGCCAGUCCCAAUGCCCUGGUCCUGUGGGAGGCCCAGUUCGGAGACUUCCACAACACAGCCCAGUGCAUAAUCGACCAGUUCAUUUGCCCCGGCCAGGCCAAGUGGGUCCGCCAGAAUGGCAUAGUCCUGCUGCUGCCCCACGGCAUGGAGGGCAUGGUGAGUACCCCAUAGCACCAGUUGAAGGGA